UAGGGGAGAUAAUAAAAUUUUCAUUGGAAUCUUUUUUGUGGAGCAAAUUGAGAGCUACAUCAAAUGUCAUGACAAAAAUACCGCUAUCUCUCUUAGAUUCGGAGAGAUCGGUCAAAAUCUCGAGUCAAAGACAAGUCAACUUAUCCGUUUUGCUACUUCGCUACUGAAUUCAUACGAAAAAAGGCCUGAAAUAUUUUAUCAAUUUGUUUCAAGUGACAAAAACUGUCAUCUGUGAUUUUCAUUAAUUUCCAAAGAUGUCAAUUUAUUGAGCCACAAUUUAGUGAACGAUUCCAGUUGUUGAAGUGAUUUCUUAUCGAGAAAAUGUGUUUAUUACACCUUUCAAGGUGUUGUAGUGUCUAAGUGACAAUAACUGUCACUUUACUGGUACACGGUCGGCACGUAUGACAAUAUUUCGUAGAAGAAAGCACCGCGUCUAGUAGACAAUUCUAUUAUAAUUCGAUUGACAAUUCGAUAAUUUCUUGAAUCAAUUGGAAAGCCAGGAAUUACAUUUAUUGGACUUCUCCAAGUGCCAAUUUCUGGCGCUUGCGUGGUGAUUUGACUAUCAAAUUGACCAAUGGCAAUGUUCCAGCUCAUAAAUUUAUAUUGAGUGCAAGAAGUGAUUAUUGGAAUGAAUCAGCAUUAGCAAGUACAUCAGAAUUAGACUGGAGUCAUUUCGAUGGCGAUGUUGGCUUGAUAUUGCUGAAGUGGAUUUACACAAGUAUCGUCGAGAAAGAAAAUUUGACUCUUGAGUUUAUGAAGGCAGCAUCAAGCUUUCAAUUGAAAGAGCUCGUCGAGCAAUGCGAAACUUAUCUCAUUGGCACUGUCAGUCUCAGAGAUUGUGUGGCACUUUAUACAGCGGCCGAGGGGUUGGGAGCUGAAAAAUUGCGGGAGUACUGCAGCUCCCUUAUAUCCACGCACUGGGACGACCUGACUGGUAAUGACUUCAAGGAAAUGCCCGGUGCUCUACUCUAUCAACUUUUGAAGACCAAAAGCGAUUAUCCACUGCACUCUGCUGUUAGGUUGGAAAGGGAAGACGUGGUAUUUUUAUAUCUCGUGGAACACAAUGCGGAGCUUCCAAAGGUGGUCAAUGCGGUGGAUCACAAAGGCCGACGGGCCCUGGAGGUUGCCCUCAAGUCCCGUCAACCCUCGCUGGCACGUACACUCGUUGAACAUCAGGCUGAUCUGAGUGCAAAAGAUUCAAGUGGUCUCACACUCCUGCAGUCUGCCAUCCUCAAGGGCGAUUCAUACGCCGCUGAAUUUAUUAUUGAACAAUUGGAAAACAGCGGCGCAUCGGAACGUCUAUCGGAUCAAUUGAUCUUCGAUAAAAAUUCUGAUGAUAAAGGGUUGAGUGAGUUUGAGGGCUGCACUGUUCUACAUUUGGUGGCUAAAUACAAUACUCCGGAUAUGGUGGGGGUGGCUGCGAAGCUCUUGCAAGCAGGGAUCAAUGAAAAUGUGCAGGAUAAAAGGGGAUGGACCGCUCUCCACUGGAGCAUCGCCGAGAGGCGCGAGGCCCUGUUCGACCUCCUCCUGGAAUCAAAGACUUUGAACUUAGACCUAACAACACUAGAAAACCAUUCUCCCCUAUCAUUUGCCCUCCGAGCCGACCCCUGUCUCAAACUAUUCGCCGAGAAGCUCCUCUCCCACGGUGCUACCGCAAAUCCCCUGUGCAGCAAACACCAAGACACUCUUCUCCACGUGCUAGCCAGAGAAGGCAAAGAGGAUGCAGCGAUCUUCCUCAUUCGGUACUCAAAAGCUACCGUACCGAAGCAACUGAACAUCAACGGAUCAACUGUCCUUCACGAAGCCUGCCGAGCAGGUCUCCCAGGUCUUGCAAAGCUCCUGCUGGACCUGGGCGACUCAGACAGCCUCACCGCCGUCACCAAGGACACCAACGAAGUCCCCCUGCACUUAGCCGUAUCAAAUCUCCACUUCAACGUCAUCCAGGUCCUCCUCGAGUCUUCAAACAGUCCAAAAGACCAAUUGGAUUGCAAAAACAACGAGGGAGAGACACCACUGAGUCUAGCGAUAAAAGCUCCACUGAAAAAAGGUCGUGAAAUCGUUGCUGGACUGAUAAAUGCUGGUGCUAACAUCAAUGAGGUCAACGACAGAGGCUUGACACUUCUCCAUCAAGCUAUCCUCAAAGAAGACUCAGCAACAGCAAUAUUUUUGUUGGAGAAUGGAGCUGACAUGAAUGCCAAAACACCAGAUAAUGAGAAUCCCCUGCAGUUGAGUGUUCACUGUCGACUUGGUGAAGUUGUGGAGGCACUUUGCAGACGUGGAGUUGAUACAUCUGUUGGUUGUCCACUCUGGGAUGCCCUGGAUUCCGACCAAGAUGACACUGCCUCCAUCCUAGUCACCCAUGGAGCUGAUACUGAUUGCUGGGGACCUGGACCUGAUGGCUGUUAUCAGACACUUCUUCAUCGUGCUAUUGAUGAUAAUAAAGAGGAAAUCGCCCAGUUCUUGAUUCGCAGUGGAUGUGAUUUGGAUGCUCCAAGGAGACCAGGACCUGAUGGUGGUGGUGGGGAUGAAGCCAAGGAUAAGUGCACACCUCUUCAUUUGUGCUGUCAGUGGGGCCUUGAACAAGUUGUUCAGACACUUGUGGAACAUGGGGCCAAUGUUAAUGCACGUGAUGCUGAGGGAAAGACACCCAUUCAUGUGGCCAUUCAGAAUCAGCAUACGCAGAUCAUAGCUCUGUUGCUUUGUCAUCCCAAAAUUGAUCUCUCGUCGAGGGAUAAAAAAGGCCUGAGUCCUUUUGCUACUGCUCUGACUGUCAGGAACAAUAAAGCUGCUCAGGCUAUUCUGGAGAGACUACCCACUGCUGCUGAACAGUUUGAUAAUAAGGGGAGGAAUUUUCUUCAUAUGGCCAUUCAGAAGGACGAUAUGGAAAGCAUUCUCUUCUUGUUGUCUAUUCAGGUUGAUGUUAAUUCGAGGGUUCAGGAUGUUAUUCAAACACCACCGUUGCAUCUUGCCGUUAGUUUAGGGAAUGAAAUGCUGGUGAGGAGCUUGAUAUUGGCAGGGGGCAGGAUCAACGAUACUGAUGCACAUAGGAAUACUGCUCUACAUGCUGCUGCUAAGGCUGGACAUGCUACUGUUGUUUCUGCUUUGUUACAGAACUCUAUUAAUUUUGAUGCUGUUAAUGCCGACGGGGAUAAUGCACUUCAUGUAGCGGUACGAGAAGGUCAUGUCUCAGUUGUCAGAACAUUGUUGAUGGAAUGUACCCUGGAUGCUGAGACUGUUAAUCUUAAAGGAAGAAAUCCACUUCACGAGUUGGCAAGAUGUGGACGUGAUAAUGCAGCGACUAUUUGUGAAUUUUUCCUCGAGUGCAUGGCGCAAUAUCCAAUUAACAAUGCAGAUGCAGAUGGCAAUACGCCUUUGUUGAUAGCUUAUAUGAAUGGCAACGGAAACUUGUGCCGGACGUUGGUGAAGGCCGGGGCUUGCCUUGGCUCCAUGAACAAGGAUGCUGUCACGAUAUUCAAUUAUCAAGUUGCAACGAAGCAAUUGCUCUUUAGAUUGCUGGACUCGUUGACUCAAGAGGCACCCUGGGCUGACAAAGAUAUUUGUCUUGAAUGUGGAACGAAAUUUUCACUUACCAUCAGGAAACAUCACUGUCGUCAUUGCGGACGAAUACUGUGCAGUAAAUGUUCAGCUCAACAUGUGCCAAUUCUUAAGUUCGCACUUAACAAACCAGUACGAGUGUGUUCUGUCUGCUUCGAAGUCCUGCAAGUUGGGCCCGAAUGAACGCAAAAAUCAAAAUGUGCUCCGCCAAAAUUCUGUAUCGUCACUGUGUACGCUGAGAAAGAACAUUAUUCUAAUUUCAAAUAUUAUUCAUUGAAACGAAGCUUUUGGAUUUUGUAAAUUCCGAAGAGAAGUGAUCAUUAUCCGAACAUUUUCCUGCGUUUUUUUCUAAACUUGGAAAAAAUCCCAAACUGUAAAACGUAUAAAAACUAUCGCAAGACCACGACACUUCGUGAGCCCUUAAAAAUUGAGAAAACGCAAAAACUUUCCCUUUUUUCCGUCAAUCUGAUGGAUCAUUUAUCAGAAGAAUUUUUAAAAACGUGAGUUUGGACUGAAAGACUCGUCAACAUCUUCAAUAUAAAAUACAUAGUUGUUUAAAUAAUUUUUUUCUCUGUGCAGUGACUCUAACUGUACUCUCUAUUGGAACAAAAAAUAUAUGUAUAAAAGAAGAGGAUUAAAAAAAAUGGUGCCUUUAAUGAAUAA
Molecule: messenger RNA, 4218 nt
Organism: Diachasmimorpha longicaudata
Lineage: Eukaryota; Metazoa; Arthropoda; Insecta; Hymenoptera; Braconidae
Product: rabankyrin-5
Exons: 9
Coding region: 754-3738 (994 amino acids)
Biological process (GO): protein localization to ciliary inversin compartment
Cellular component (GO): ciliary inversin compartment
Molecular function (GO): metal ion binding; protein binding
Source: RefSeq, a predicted model, not a curated record